UGGCCCUCUCGAGAGUCAUGUGAACUGCUCUGGGAAAACUAGAAAAUCCAGUUGCCAUGUUCUCUUGGUGCCCCCAACACUGGUACUGAAGACCCAGGGUAGAGAGAGUCUAUUUCCACAUCUCUUCUGGUGUUGGAGACGUGGGGUAGCCACAAUGGAGUCUUUGAUGAGCCUCUUCCUCUUCCUGGCCCUCCUCAGCAGCUCACAUGCAGGGCCAAAGGUGACUUUGCAAGUAAAGCUGACCAAGGCUUUCCAGGCCAACGUCUCCCAGGACUCCAGCGCUCUGGACAUGCUCCAAAAGAUCUGCCUCCUCCUCCACCUUCCAUCAGGGACCAAUGUCACCCUUCAUUAUAAAGGGCCGUCACCGCACCACCUCACCUGCAGAGCCUGAGAGCCGCUGACGCCGUGUAGGCCUGAAGCAUUCAGCUUUUGGGGAGUGAGCAUGCCUUGAUCUAGCAGGCCCUUGCCCUGCUGCAGGCUAAUAAACACGUGGAAUAUAGUGAU
This is a messenger RNA of Grammomys surdaster, 504 nucleotides long. It is a transcript of the gene Sfta2, whose product is annotated as surfactant associated 2. The record is from RefSeq and is a predicted model, not a curated record. Lineage: Eukaryota; Metazoa; Chordata; Mammalia; Rodentia; Muridae. The transcript is spliced from 3 exons. Bases 155 to 391 code for a protein of 78 amino acids.